CGUGUCUGCAUAUAGUAUCAUAGAGUCUAUAAGCCUACAUAUAGCCAUGCAUAUAGUGAUUCCCCCAUAAGAUUCAUUAUACGAAGACCUCCUUUUCCACGAACUGCCAGGAACGCGACCACAUAGUGAGGGGGAUUCGGUGCAUCGGCGUGGUGCCUUGGGGAUACACUGAUGACAGGGACCUCCUCGUGUGUCCUGAUCCCUGCGACUUCGCGAAUGUAAAAUACAAAGUAAAGAAGACCAAGUUCUACCAUCCAGUGUCUCUCGAUGGCGAUCACACCCACUUUCUCCUGGUCGACGAUGGUUCCAGAAACAGCUUCAGCGGGUCGGAUGAUUUCCGCACAAGACUGGAGGAGGCGAUCCAGGAGGAGGAGCCGAAGGGCCUGGGGGUGCCAGUCGUCCUCCUGGUCCUCGAGGGCGGGAUGAGUGCCCUCGAGAAGUGCGCCAUGGCUCUCUCGAGGGACAUCCCCGUGGUGGUGGUCGCGGGCACGGGGAGGGCGGCCGACCUCAUUGCUUAUGCUGUGUCCUUGACCAUCCGGACUCCCCGCGGCGAUUACGUGUUUCGAAAAGGUCAUGAAGCUCAGCUCAUGAACAGAAUAGCGUUGAUGAUGCCACAGCUGCACAAUAAACAGCAUUUACACAAGGAAUGCCUGGAGAGAUUGCUAGAAUGUUGCAGGAAGACGAGAAUGAUCACCAUCUUCGACAUUAAUUCCAAUGAGGGAUUAGACAAGUACAUUCUAUAUGCUUUGCUGACGUGCAAGGAAAGGUCUCAGUCCUCGCGCCAGGACCAGCUCGGCCUCGCUCUCCUGUGGAACAGACCAGACAUAGCCGAAACCCAAAUUUUCCCAGCGGAAAAGAACUGGAGUCUCGGCGCCCUCGAGGACCUCAUGACGACGGCGCUGCUGGAGGAGAAGGUGGAGUUCGUGAAUCUCUUCGUGAUGAACGGCCUGGUCAUGGAAGACUACCUCACCGUGGGCACCCUCAGGUUCCUCUACAAUCAAGCGUGUGUGCCCAACAGCCACCUCUCUCGCCUGCUGCAAAGAUCCUCGAACAGCUGGAACCACUCCCUCAUCCACGUCCACAAUCUGCUGAACGCGAUGAUGAAGAAACACUUCGACAAGAACUACCUGAUUGACACUCCCGAAAACAUUACGAACAACCCGAACAUCAGCGCCACGACAUUUGAGGAUCCUUAUCUUGAGCUGAUGCUGUGGGCCAUCUUCAGCAGGCGAGGCAAGUUGGCCAAGUUCCUGUGGGAGCGCUGCAACUCGCCGCUGUGUGCUGCCGUGGUGGCCUCCUGCAUGUACCAAGCCUUGUGGAAGUCUCUAGGGAAGAAGAACACGGACAUACGCCAAGAAUACCAGCGCCAGAAGAAUGUGUUUGAGAACCUUGCAGAAGAGCUAUUGAACGUGUGUUAUCAAGAGGACCCAAUCAUUGCCAUGGGCCUCAUAGAACAGAGGAACGCCAAGUGGGGCCAGCUGGACUGCCUCGAGCUAGCAUACAUCGCCAACGACCUCAUCUUCAUAUCGGCCCCGUGCUCCCAGGCGACCGUCGAGCUCAACUGGCGGAGAGGCAUGACCAAGGCGCCCUAUUCUGCUGUUAUUAUCGCCAACGUCUUUCCCCUCCUUAUAUUCUGGCCAAAAAUCUUCCAAUUUCAAAAGCUCGGCGACAACGGGGGAGAACUGACGGCGUGGCAGAAGCUGAUCGUGUACUACAAGUCGCCCAUCUCCAAGUUCUACGCCCACACCACCUCGUACGUGAUCUUCCUCCUCCUGUACUCGUACGUGAUCAUGUUCGACUUCAAGUACGAGAUGUCCGUGAGCGAAAUUCUCGUUAUUGUAUGGAUAAGCGCCGUCGCCAUGGAAAAGGUGUCGGAGAUCUGCACGGAGCAGUCCUCGACGACCUGGGACAAGCUGAAGGACUGGUCGUCUAGCGUGUGGAGUCGCUUCGACCUGAUGGCGGUCAUCCUGGCCCUCAUGGCUCUGACUCUUCGGCUCAUCCGCAGUACGUUCAAGUGGGGCCGCGUCUUCUAUGCCAUCAACACGAUCUUCUUCUACUGCCGCCUCUUCAGGAUGUACCACGUCAACUACCACCUGGGACCCAAGCUUGUCAUCUUCUACAGGAUGAUCACCGAAGUCCUGGUGUUCAUGGCGCUGCUGGUGAUCUUCAUCCUCGGCUACGGCAUCGCGUCCCAGUCCCUCCUGCACCCCUCCCACUAUUCCUUCACCUUCAACGUCACGCAAGUAGGGAGCAUCAUCGAAAGCGUCAUCCUCACGCCUUAUUGGCAGAUGUACGGCGAGCUUCUGCUGGAUGAAAUCGUGGCUAACGACCAUGAGACAUGUCACGAGAAAUCUUGUCGGGUCGUGGACUCGUGCUUGGACCAGACCCAGGCCUGCUUGCGAGACUGCGUGUGCGAGAACCCCGCUGAUUACAAGUGGGUUGUCAAGCUAAUGCUCUUCGUCUACCUCAUCAUUGGCAACAUCAUGUUACUCAACUUGCUCAUCGCUAUUUUCACGUACGUAUUCGACGAGGUCCAAGAAAACAGCAUGGAGAUCUGGAAGUUCGAGAUGUAUCGCUUGAUCCGCGAGUACGAGAAGAAACCUAUCUUGGUUCUUCCUUUUGUGAUAGUACAGCAUUUCUGGUGGUUAUUUAGGGCUGCGGGGAGAGCCUGUUGUGCCAAGACCGAGGAAGAGUCAACUGAAUACGAGAGCGACGGUAUGAUGACACUGAGACUAAUUGAGAAGGAAGCAACUCAGACUUUCCUGGCGAGGAUCCAUGCUGCUGAGGAGAACAGCCUUCAAGAACGCGUCAAGAGGAUGAGCAACAAAAUUGACAGAGUGACGAAGUACAUUGAUCAGAAGGAGGAGAUGGAAGAAAUCGAGGGAGACAUGGAAUGGGUCAUCGGGAAGGCAGAGGAACUACAGGAGAUGCAGAAUAACAAAGAUGGUAAAACCCAACUUUAUCCUCUGUCGUCUCCGCGCAAGAAGACUCCUCAGCCCUCGGGGAAAAAUUCCCCACGGGACCAGGAUGAAUGUUACGACGUGUUAGGGGACGAAAUAUCGGAUAACGAGAUCGAGUCUGAACUGGCUCAUCUCUUUAAUAGGGUGGAAUCCGUGAUUCCUAGCCUGACGCCGAGGACAAACACGCCCCUCGCAAAGCCGAGACGCAAGAGCGAGGUGCAGAGGAUAUACGAGCGCAUGGACGCCUUGGAAAUAAAGCUAAACACGUUUCAGAUUAGCGUAAGCCAAGCGCUAGAGAAGAUUUUAGACGCGUUCGAUAAAGAUGCAAAGAAGAAAACGACAGAGUAGGCCUACAGCUGGGCGGAAUGAAACGCAGUGUAUUUGUGAUUUAGACAACCGUUUUUUUUUUUUUGUUGUUGAUGUCUGUGAGAAGCUUUGGUGUGAUUUGAGGUUAAUUGUUAUAGAAGUUUCGUCGUGUCAUGGCCAAAUAUAGUUCUAUUUUCGUUGGAUUAGCUUGAAAAAUGAGGCAUUUCCACAAAAUCAAGUUGCUGUUUUCUUGAGAGAUAUGCAGAAAUGUUAUUUGAUGUUUGACGAGUAAAAGAAUUUUCCCAAAAGUAUUCGUAGUAUUCGUUGAUAUAAACAUAAGUACAAGUAAUGCCGCCUCAAAGUUAUUUUGAAAUAUAUUUUAAGUAACGUAAUAGAAUCCUCCUUGCCUUUGUAUCUAUUUCUUCAUAAUAGUUGUUUUUACGACUACAAUAAAUAAAUUUCACAUGUUUUUUAAAAUCACCAAGUGCCUCUUUGUGUAAUCAUUUGUCAUAACUUUAUUACCAGAUAUGCAUCAGCAUCUUAACCUAUUUCUUUCAUCAUAACCAUAGUUGUAUGCAUCGCCAAACAAAAACAUCACACUUGCAACGGUUUAUUAAAUCUUUCAUUACACCGUCUCAACAUUUUCACGUUCAUUUUUCUUGUCAAAUUUCAUCAUUUUAAUUAAAUUUAACUUGGAGGAAAAAGCCUGAUAAUCAAAACUAUUGUAGGAAAUGAGUAUCAGUAAGCUAUGCGAC
This is a messenger RNA of Penaeus monodon (black tiger shrimp), 4021 nucleotides long. RefSeq names its product transient receptor potential cation channel subfamily M member-like 2. Gene Ontology annotation, molecular function: ligand-gated calcium channel activity. The record is from RefSeq and is a predicted model, not a curated record. The transcript has 19 exons. Bases 423 to 3308 code for a protein of 961 amino acids. Gene Ontology annotation, biological process: calcium ion transmembrane transport. Gene Ontology annotation, cellular component: membrane. NCBI's taxonomy places the organism in Eukaryota, Metazoa, Arthropoda, Malacostraca, Decapoda, Penaeidae.